This is a messenger RNA of Closterium sp. NIES-67, 5214 nucleotides long. NCBI's taxonomy places the organism in Eukaryota, Viridiplantae, Streptophyta, Zygnematophyceae, Desmidiales, Closteriaceae. The record is from the annotation of a GenBank genome assembly.
GUACAACUGCUGGAAUCAUCAUUCCCUUGGGAGUACCGCCACGCUUCCCAACUGCGGCUGGCAGGCAGAGCAGUCAACCUUCUUUCAACCCCGAGCUCCCAGUCACCAGGGGAGUGAGACUGUUGCUUGCGCGGUGUGUGCCAGGAAGUGCGAAAUUAGGGUUAGGUUGGAAAGCGUAAGAAACACGCGUUAGGUUUGUGAAGGAUAUUAUGGUGACGUCGGUUGGAGGACCGGGGCAAGGGCAGGAGAAAUCGCACGAGAGCGGCGAGGAUAAGAACGAGAGAGAGCAGGACGAGGAGGGAGACCAGUAUCAAGGGAAUGAGGGUCCUGCGGAGGGAGGGAAAUACGUGCGAUACACGAGCGAGCAGGUCGAGGUGUUGGAGAAAGUUUACAAAGAAUGUCCGAAGCCGAGCUCCGUGCGGCGGUCGCAGCUUAUCAAGGAGUUCCCCGUGCUCUCGAACAUCGAGCCGAAGCAGAUCAAAGUCUGGUUCCAGAACCGAAGAUGUCGCGAGCGGCAGCGCAUGGAGUACAGCCGGCUGCAGAGCAUGAACUCGCGCCUCUCCGCGCUCAACAAGCUGCUGGUCGAAGAGAACGAGCUGUCCACGCGCAAGAUCUCGCAGCUCACGCUCGAAAACAUGCUGCUGCGCCAGCAGGUCGCGCGCCUGGAAGCCUCGCAGCAGCUUGGAGGCGGCGGCGCGCCGCCUGGCUCGGUGGCGGCAGCAGCUGCCGCCGCCGCCGCUGCUGCGGCUGCGACGGACCCGCUGAAGCUCCCUGGUGCCGCGGCUGCUGCCGCUGCUGCGGCGGGGGGAGCCGUUCCCGGCAUUCCGACUGCUCCUGUUCUCCCCCCGGGAAUGCACCCCGGCCUCCCCCUGGCCCCUCCGGAUAUAUUUUCCCAGCUGCGAGCAGCAGCGCUGGGAGGGGAGUUUGCAGGGGGCGCAGCGGCGCUAGAUGUGCUGAAGCAGCGGCAACUGGGAGCGGCACAGCAGCAGCAGCAGCAGCAGCAGCAGCAACAGCAACAACAACAGCAGCAACAGCAGCAACAGCAGCAGCAACAACAACAGGGAAUGGCACAGCAAGCAGAGCAACAGCAGCAGCAGCGGCAGCAGCAGUUGCUUCCGAGGCUGGGGUUUGCCGGCACGAAUCUGACUUCGGACUCAGCUGUCACGGGCAGCACUCCUGCUGGCGACCCUGGAGCCUCUGGUCUUCUCCCCAUAGCGGAGCAGAUUCUCUCGGAGUUCCUGGCGAAAGCUACUGGCACGUCAAUGGACUUUGUGGAAAUGCCGGGAGUGAAGGUCGGAGCAGGGUACAUAGGCAAGGUCACCAUAGCGUGUGGUGGCCCGGGCGUUGCUGCUCGGGCGGCGGGCCUGGUGCUGCUGCCGCCCAGCAAGGCAGCGGAGCUUCUAAAGGACCGCGUGGCGUGGCUGAGGGAGUGCCGGCGCUGCGACGUGCUGGGGGGCUUCCGCACUCCCAAUGGGGGCACUGUCGAGCUCGUCUACACCCAGAUGUACGCACCUACAACCCUGGCACCCCCCCGGGACCUGUGCACUCUACGAUACACCUCAAUGCUGGAAGACGGGGUGGUCAUCUGCGAGCGGUCCCUCAGCAACGCGCACGGGGGGGCGUCCAUGCCGGCUGUGCCGUCCUUUGUGCGCGCGGAGAUGCUGCCCAGCGGGUACCUCAUCAGGAAGUGCGACGGCGGCGGCUCAGUGAUCAUUGCCGUGGACCACCUAGACCUGCAGAUGUUGCCCAGCGGGUACCUCAUCAGGAAGUGCGACGGCGGCGGCUCAGUGAUCAUUGCCGUGGACCACCUAGACCUGCAGGCGUCGAGCGUACCAGAGGUGCUGCGGCCGCUCUACCAGUCCUCUGCAGCGCUCGCACACCGAAUGACCAUCGAGGCUCUGCGGUACCUUCGAAAGGUGGCGAAUGAGGGGUUGGGAGGGGGGGGCGAGGCGAACAGUGGCGAGGGAGGAGCAGCGGGCAGCAGGGCGGAGUCGGGACGGCCGCAGGACAGACAGUUAACGGCGUGGAGAGCCAUCGCUGAGCGCAUUGCCAUGGGCUUCAACGAGGCAGUGAACGGGUUUACUGACGACGGGUGGGAGCAGAUGGCAGGUGACGGCAUGGAUGACGUCACCCUCGCUGCCAGAGCCACUGGAGCUGGAGGGAAGAGUGCAGCAGGGGGAGCAGGGGGAGGGGGGGAUGCGCCUGGGCCUGUUGGGGGGGGAGUGCUGUGCGCCAAGGCGUCUAUGCUGCUACAGAACGUCUCCCCAGUGCUGCUCAUUAAAUUUCUACGCCACCACCGCUCGGAGUGGGCGGACGGCACGAUCGACGCCGACUCUGCAGCAGCAGUGCAGGCCACCAUGGGGGCCCGUGCUGCUGCCAACGGCGCCGGGAAAGUGCCUCUGCCGCUUGCGUAUGCUGUGGACCAGGAAGAGUUCCUCGAGUUGGUGAAGCUGGAGCCAGCUACGGCCUCAAGAGGGAUGGCGGGAGCGAGAGAGACCUUCCUGCUGCAGCUCUGCAGCGGCAUCGAGGACGACGGCACAUCAGGCUCCACAUCAGCGUCAUCUGCCACGUCAGCGCCGCCGUACAGCGCGACAGCUCAGCUGGUGUUUGCCCCCGUGGACGCUGCUUCCACAGCUGACACUGUACCCCUGCUGCCAUCUGGCUUCCGCGUCAUCCCGCUGUCGCUGCCUGCUUCCCAGGACGGGCAAACGCUCGACCUGGCAGCAUCCCUAGACAAGCAGUCCCCGCCCUCCCAGCAGCAGCAGCUGCGCUCGGUGCUCACCAUCGCCUUCCAGUUCGUGUUUGACUGCCCGGCCGCCAAAGAGACAGUGGCAGCCACGGCGAGGCAGUACGUGCGGUCGGUGGUGGGCGCCAUUCAGAGGAUCUCGAUGAGCCUGUCUCCUCCCCAGCAGCAGCUGCAGCAGCAGCAACAGCAACAGCAACAGCAGCAGCAGCAGCAGCAGCAGCAAAAGCAACAGCAGCAACAGCAAUUGCAGCAGCAGCAGCAACAGCAGCAGCAGCAACAGCAACAGCAGCAGCAGCAACAGCAAUUGCAGCAGCAGCAGCAGCAGAUGAUGAUGACAAUGAUGCAGGUGGACGGGCCGCAGAUGAAAUUUCAAAAUGGGCUUUCCCAAAUGCCCGCUGCGUCUGCCACUAGUCCUGCUGCUGCACUUACCCCCCUUCCUUCAUCCUUCACUGCCCCCUCUGCUGUGGCCGCUGCUGCCACUGCGCUGGGUCAGCAAUCACUGCCCGGGUCAUCAAAUUUCUUCAAUUUCGGGCAGCUGGGAACCCUCGGGCUGCCCGGAUUUUCCCCCAGCGGGCAGGCAGCAACAGGAAUCAUGAGCCAAGGAGUGGGUGCAGGCCUGGGCCUGGGAUCAAACCCUGCUGCUGCUGCUGCUGUGGCCGCUGCUGCUGCUGCUGGUGGUGGUGGUGGGGGAGGGGGUGGAGGAGGAGCAGCAGGGGGGGGAGGAGGAACAGCUGGGGGUUCGCUGGGGUUCCCUGGUUCUCUUGCUAGUCUUGGCAUUCCUGGUCUUGCGGGGCUGUAUUCCAAUUCCCCUGCAUUUGGAGGGCUACAAUCCAACACCCCCGGACUCAACGCCUCUGGACUCAACACCUCUGGAUUGCCGGCUGGCUUUCCCCCUGGGAUGAAUGCUGCUCUGCUUGCUAAUCCAUCCUCUGCUGUUGCUGCCGCUGCUGCUGCUGCUGCUGCUGCUGCUGCCAGUGCUGCUGGUGCCUCGGGUGCUGCAGCGUUUUCAGCCCUAGCUUCUGGCCUUGGAAUGGGUUCGUUUGGUAACCUGACUGGUCAAGGGGUUGGCAGCCUGGCUGGUCAAGGGGGGGGUCUUAUGGGUCAAGGGGCACUCGGGGGGUUAGGCAUGAGGAUGGGAUCGUUCGACCCCAAUCGCUCCUCUCCGGUCCCCCUCCCCACCACUGCUGCUGCCGCUUCUUCCCAAACUGCUGCUGCUGCUGCCAAUGCUGCUGCUGCCAACCCUGCAGCAGCAGCAGCAGCAGCGAAUAUGCGCUCCCCUGACGCGCGCCCGCCCGGUAUUGCCAACAUGGCCCUGCGGCACCAUCCGUCUGUAUCUGGUGCUGCUACAGUCGCUACAGCCUCUGCCGCCCGGUCUCCCAGCGGUGCUGUAGCAGCCCUGGCGGGAGGCGCGGGGGACGUUUCCGGACCCAGCCGCGUUGUUGGGAAUGGUUCCGGACCUAACCGGAUGGGUGGGGAGGGUUCGGCCAGCUUAGGAGUGCUAGGGAUGAGAGUCGGGACUGGGAGUGGGGGGGCAGACGGGAAGGGGGGAGGAAUGGGGGGAGGGGGAGGGGGAGGGGGAGGGGGAGGAGGUGGUGGGGGGAAUGGUGGAGGGUUGGGGGAUUCUAUGGUUCUGGGGGGGUUGGGUCCCUUGGGAGGGGGAGCAGGCGGAGGGUUUGGGGGAGGGGGAGGGGGAGGGCGAGCAGGGAGAGGGGGAGGCGGGGGAGGUAGCAUUGGAGGGCCGACUUCUAGUGGUGGUGGUGGCAACAGUGGUGGAGGAGGGGGUGGAGGGGGGUCGCAUGCCAUGCAGCUGGCGAGAUGGAUCGUGCAGAGCUACAAAGUGGCAGUGGGGUCGGACCUGUCCCCAGCAGCGGGAGCGGCGCUGGUGGGCGGCGACUUGUCCCGCCUGCUGAGGGUGCUGUGGGAGCACCACGACGCCAUCAUCUGCAUCGCAUGGCGGGCAUCGCCCGAGCUGCUUCUUGCCAACCAAUCAGGGCUGGACAUGCUUGCCACAUCAGCAGCUGACCUGUCCAAGGUGCCCUGGGAGAAGACCAUGGCUGACGAGGACGCCCGCUGCACCGCUGUCGCUGCCAUGUCGCAAGCCAUACAACAGGGGUUUGCCUACCUUCCUCCGGGUGUUCGGCUCUCUUCACAAGGUCGCCUGGCCGCGUACGAGAAGGGGGUGGUGUGGCGGGUCGUGGACGAUUACGGCUCCAUUCAUUGUAUUGCUUUUAUGCAUAUUAAUUGGUGUUUUCUGCGCUAGGGCGCUUACAACAAGGGCCUUCAUGUGGCUGGGUGGAAGGCAUCCAUAAUGCUAGAUGCAAAAUGGGGUUGAGUUAAGUCGGCUAGGUGUAAAUAGCCUAGUUUCUUUGUUUCCUUCCCAAUAGUCUUUUCUCGAAAGCGUUGAUGCUAAAGCGCGUACGCCGUCGCUUGUUCACUCAACACUCCAGCUACCACCUUCGCUUCACCUU